This is a messenger RNA of Cuscuta epithymum, 2605 nucleotides long. NCBI's taxonomy places the organism in Eukaryota, Viridiplantae, Streptophyta, Magnoliopsida, Solanales, Convolvulaceae. The record is from the annotation of a GenBank genome assembly.
AAUCACUAACUCCUUUUCCCAAGCUCCUUUCGCAACCAUUUUUAGCUUGGCAUUGCCCCAGAUCACUAUUGUUCUUCUCUCCCACUUCCCCAAUUCUCCUCAUAUGACUCCAAAACGGGAAGCAUCUUCGUCAGCUUCAGCUCCGGUUCGGCGGCAUAAGAGAGGGAGGCAGGUGGACCGGCCAGAGCCGGCGGAGGAGCGCGGUUCCGGUGGAAUCGAGGAGGAUUCCGUGCUCAAUGAGGAUGAAGAUAUGUUUAUUGGUGCCCCUGUUCCGGACGUGGAAGCGAGGCAGCGAUGGCCUCAUCGUUAUCAAGGGACUAAGCUAAAAGCAAAUGGAGGAAGCCGGAUCAUAAACAGUCAGGAUGCACUUCAAAAUAUAAUUCAGGCUAAAUGCCAUUUUACUCGGCUGAAGGUUGAUGGCCAGAUUUAUUGCCUGGAAGAUGAUGCAUAUGUGAAAGCUGUGGAAGAUGAAGAUAAUUACAUCUGUAAAAUUGUUGAGAUGUUUGAAGCUAUUGAUGGCAUGCGAUACUUCACAGCUCAAUGGUUCUAUAGAGCUAAAGAUACUGUAAUUAAAUCACAUGACAAGUUCAUCGACAGUAGGCGUGUCUUCUAUUCUGAACUCAAAGAUGAUAAUCCCAUCAAUUGCCUUGUUCAAAAGUUGAAUAUACAUCGCUUCCUUCCCAAAGUAAAUGCAAAUGUUACAGAAAGUAUUCCAGUUGAGUGCGACUUCUAUUACAAUAUGAUGUACCAGUUGCCUUACUCAACAUUUAUAAGCCUGCCAUGUGAUAUUGUAGAUGAAGCUGAUAGCGAACCAAAUUCUACACUAUCAAUUGAAACUGAUACUGGAGAAAGAGUGGACCAUGUAUUUGAAAAGACCCUCCUUGAUUUGUAUUCUGGUUGUGGUGCAAUGUCCACUGGUUUGUGCUUAGGAGCGGCUAAUAAUGGUGUUAAGCUUGUUACAAAAUGGGCAGUGGAUUUUAACAAACAUGCAUGUGAUAGCUUGAGACUGAAUCAUCCAGAGACACAGGUGAGAAAUGAACCUGCUGAGGAUUUCUUAUGCCUCUUGAGGGAAUGGGAGCGCCUUUGUGUCUCUUGCUCCAUAAUAAAAAGCAACUCACUACCACACCCUUGUCUGAAUCUUGAAAACCACAAUAGCGGAAAGACUGAUAGUUACAAUGAAGAAGAAGAUGAUGAGUCUAACAUUGACGCAGAGGAUGAAGUAUAUGAAGUUGAACAAGUAGUAGAUGUUUGCUUUGGGGAUUUAAAAAAAACUGGGAAGUCUGGAUUGUAUUUCAAGAUACGUUGGAAAGGAUAUGGUGAAGCUGAUGACACAUGGGAACCUGCAGAAGGUUUGAGCGACUGUGAGCAAAAAAUGAAGGAGUUUGUACAUAAUGGGUUUGAAGCAAAAAUUUUGCCUUUACCAGGGAAUGUUGAUGUUAUAUGCGGUGGCCCUCCUUGCCAAGGCAUCAGUGGACUCAACCGAUUUAGGAACAGUGAGAAUCCAUUGGAAGAUCCCAAGAACAAGCAGCUAGAAGUUUUCAUGGAUAUUGUGGACUUCUUGAGGCCACGGUUUGUAUUGAUGGAAAAUGUAGUUGAUAUCGUCAAAUUUUCGCAUGGUUUUCUGGGGAGAUAUGCGCUCAGCCGACUUGUGGGGAUGGAUUAUCAAACACGCCUAGGAUUGAUGGUGGCGGGAUCAUAUGGACUUCCACAAUUUCGCGCACGCGUCUUUAUAUGGGGUGCACUUCUUGGAGAAAAGUUGCCUCAGUAUCCUCUGCCAACACAUAAUGUUAUUAUGAGAGGCUUCCUUCCUACAGAGUUUGAACCAAACAUGGUUGCAUAUGAUGAAGGAUGUGGAUAUGGACUAAAAACUAAGCUUUUCCUUGGUGAUGCAAUCUCUGAUCUUCCUCAUAAUGAUGAGUCAAGAGAUGAAAUGGAAUAUGUUGACAAGCCAAAGAAUGGUUUCCAAAAAUUCAUAAGAUUAGCAAGGGAUGGAAUGCCCGGGCACGUUUUGUAUGAUCACCGUCCCUUUCAGCUAAAUGAAGAUGAUUAUAUGAGGGUCUGUCAGAUCCCCAAAUGCAAGGGAGCUAACUUUAGGAAUUUGACUGGUGUAAUUGUUCGCGAUAACAGAGUUGAAUGGGACCCAAAAGUUAAAAGAGUGUACUUGCCUUCAGGCAAACCAUUGGUUCCUGACUAUGUAAUGACUCUCGUGAGAGGAACUACCACAGAGCCAUUUGCUCGGCUUUGGUGGGAUGAAAUUGUUCCAACUGUUGUGACAAGGGCUCUGCCUCAUAACCGGGCUAUUCUACAUCCGGAGCAGGAUAGGGUUCUUACGGUUCGUGAAAAUGCACGGCUGCAAGGUUUCCCAGACUACUAUAAACUUUGUGGCCCUAUAAAAGAAAGGUACAUACAAGUGGGAAAUGCAGUUGCUGUGCCAGUAGCAAGGGCUUUAGGGUACUCACUUGCUAUGGCCUUUAAAGGAGAAUCUGGUACAAAACCUUUGUUCAUUUUACCAGAAGGGUUUGCUGAAGUUUCAUUGCCUUUCAACCAACAGUCUUCCCAGAAUUCUCAUUGACCCCAUUAUAUGGUGGGGGAACUUGGCAGUCUC